AUGAUAAGAAGUUACCAUAAUAAGGGACGGAACUGCCCCCAAACUUCACGAACCGUCACAUAUCUCGUCAAGUGCAAUGGACUCGUCUGGACUCGUCAUGCAAAUCAACUUCUUCGCCGGGAUCAUCAUCGCCAUCAAGCCGACUCUCUUCUCGACAUCUUCAAAUUGCCAUCACUGCCACUUCUCGUCGAUCAACAACCACAUGCCGUCAACCAAGCUUUGCUCAGAUCAUCGUCAAUCGUGCCGGAUGCUGUGACCGACAAUGCUGCUACGCCAUCGCCGAUCGUGCCGAAUGCUGUAUCCUACAACGCCGCCGAUUCGCCGUUCAUCUCGCAUGCGCAAACAAACGACACAGUUGGAUAUGGUGCCGUCGAAGAAAUCUUACUCUAA
Messenger RNA from Caenorhabditis sp. 36 PRJEB53466, 390 nucleotides. Lineage: Eukaryota; Metazoa; Nematoda; Chromadorea; Rhabditida; Rhabditidae. The record is from the annotation of a GenBank genome assembly.